AAUAAUCAUCGGUAUAAAAUCAACACCCCAUGUCUUAAAAGUGAGUCACAAGCAAUUCUCAACUAUUGCCUCUCGUCAGAAGUACCUAUUGUCAACGCAAUGUAUCUAUAUUUCAUCGUUAUCUGCAUGACUUUGGUAGCUCAAGCACUAGGCUACUCUGACACCAAUUGUACCCUUGAUGUGGUCAAUAAAAAGGAGUUUGAGAGCCGAAUUAUUGGUUAUCUGGAUAGCAAGAGCGACACUGUGCUUCUUGAAUACGAUCUGGAUUUUUCACAUGUAGGGUCUGAUUUUGAUUUGGUCAAUAGAACGAAUCCAAUCGCAUUUCAACCUUGGAGGUGGUAUCGAGCUAAAGGAAUUGCUAGUACAGGAAUUCUACUCAACCAAUACCGCCCUUAUGGAAAGAUAUUAAAUAUGAUCAAUAAGAAAUUUACAGUUCCCUUGAUAGAUCAUCCAAAGGGCUGUUUGUAUAACAUCAGUCGAGAUGAUAUGGAAAUGUACAUAAACGCAUUUUUAUUAGAUGAUUUCAAAAUCCAUGUGGACGACCUAAGAACAUCUGUGAAAUUAUCGACUGACGUUGCAAUUUGUACUGCACAAAUCAUCGGCGCUAACUACUCUCUCGAAUUAGCUUUAUGGUGCUGUGAAUAUGAGAUACAUAACGAAGUUAAUUGUUACAUUGUGAAAAUGAGCACUAUUUUCUCAGUCACAAAAGGAUGUGUAUCAAUGCUCAUGCUUAUUGCAUGUCUGUAUAUACCACUUCUCUUUCCAGUAAAUAGGACAAGAGAAGUAAGAGAAGGAGCUUUACAAACUCUUCCCAGAGAAAAUCAACGAAGUCUCAGAUUUCAAUUUAAAGAUUUUUUAAGCAAAGAUGUAAAAAAGGAGUCUAUUUCUGAAAAAGAUAUCACAAGUCUACCGGCAUUCUACUCAAGUAUUAAGUCAAAAGCCAAAGAUAAAAUCUACACUGCUGAAAUUAUUGAUGUUACUUUGAAAGUUGUAAAUGAUGGUUAUAUCCAUUGUGGACAAACAGUCUUAUCUGGAUUUGGAUCUUUAAUCUAUCAUCUUUUUAAUUCACUGGCUUGCUCAGGCCAUUACAGAGAAGAUUCAAAAAACAGCAUUAAAAGACGGUGUUGUAGUGCUCUUUUAAGACUAUUGUUUUUCUUUGUUUUUUUUAUAGCACCUUAUAGUUUUAAUACAUAUCUAGAAGUAGAAAAUUACAAUACCGAUUUAGCUAUAGCUCUCAGAGAACGAGGCACUAACGAUGAAGACUUUUCAGUCGAACUUUUAUUAUUCCUUGAAAUGGGACUAAUGAAUGCUAUAGUUAUUGCAGCAUUAAGUUAUGAUGCAUUGAAGGGAGAUAACUUUCAAAAUGCUCUCCGGAAUUUAAGGGUAAAUCUUCACCAUUCAUGGAAAAAAACAAUCCAAUUAAUGAAACAAUGUUGGUGUGGAUCAGCUUGCUACGUGUUUUUGCCUCUGUACCUAGCAUUAUGUUUUUUUAUUAUUUUAAUGAGUCUUGUGUAUAAUAGUCCAGCGAAUCUUAUUUUCCUGGAUAUGUUUCCAUUUAAAGAAGCUCGAAAACGUUAUCCAAUAGGGAAUGCAAUAGUGGUACAGUUAUUCUUCGGCACUAUAUUUUUCUCAUUUACUUAUCCAUCGAUCUUUAUUGCAGAUUUGUUCUUUACAUGUACAGCUCUCGUUAUGUUUAAUGCCCCCUUUAUUAGCACUAUCUUAUCUGGUGUCGCUCUGUUUUUCCUCUACUUGAAAAAAUUUGUUACCAAGAUUGGUAAUGAGCUGGAUGAGAAUUUACAGAAUCUUGUAAUCCUCAUCAAACAUGAAACUGCUUUGCCUGCAUUAACUGAGAAUAUCUUGCCUGCAAUAAAUGACAAUGAUUUACCUAUCAAUACAAACGAGGAUGAAAGUUAUAGUGUAUACUUUCUGCCCAUUGCAACUGAAGAGUAUGACAAAGUUAACUUAAAGGUCGACAGAUCACGUCUGCAUGUUGAGGUUUCAGGCUGCAUUCCAUUCAUCUUGAAAAGAAAUGAAAUUUGUGUCAGUAAAAGAUUGUUGAUGUAUAUGACGUAUGCAAAUAUUACAAAGAGCUUGUUACAGUGCUUAGUGAUCAUGAUUUUUCUGGCCACUGUGGUUUCCACUGUAAUAGCACUUGGUACAUAUGAAUACAUUUCAACUUCUUACCAAAUUCUCAUCACUCUCGUUACUGGCAUAGUUCCUUUGGUGGUGCAAAUGCUAUCAGGAGGUGAAAGUGAAGGAUCAAAGUCAAAGAGACCAAUUAGAGAAAUUAAAAGCGCUGUAGUGGAGAGUUUAAGUUCGUAUGUGGAAAAAAUAGAAAUUGCAGAUUUAAAUCUACAGAACUGGAGGGAUGUAGAAAGGAAAUCGGACAAUGUUGAUCUUAUUGUUACAUCAUCUGAUUCUGAGGGGAACAACGGCGAAGGGUAUCACCUAAUUUAGCUCAAUGGAAACAAAUAAAGUAUUAUUUUUUAAUGUUGAAAUAAUAAAUAAUAUAUGUAUAUAAUUUUUUUAAAAAUAAUUUUAAUGAUUAAAGCAAAUUAGCUUUGUUUAUUGAAUUACCUUUCUAUUGCAAACUAUUGUAUAAAAUAAAAUAUAACAUCAUCUUGUACUCAUUUCUUAGAGUUAAAAACUUACAGGCAGGCAAACCGCUAAUUAUUGUGCAAUGUAUUCAUUACACACAGGCGAUCAAAUAUUUGAGGCGGACGAAACGCUUUUCAAUGGUUGACUUUAAAAAAAUGGUUUAACAGUAAAAAAAAAUAAUAAAUGAUUGUGCUAUGUGUAUUUUUGUCCCGAAUGCAAUAGCCUGGCUUUUUUUGCAUACCAGGUUAGCUAGCUCUUUUUCUGUCCCUGCUAGGCCAUCCAUGUCAUACGCAAAGCGUAGGUUAGUAAUUCUUCUUCCUCCAAUGCUUACAGUACCUUCAUGGCACAUGAGAGCAUCUCCUCCUAUUCUGUCAAUGAAGAUAUUUAAAAGUGUUUUUCAAGGUUUUUUUUUUUGCUGUGGUUUGGCUAAAUCGCCCGGUAUCAACUCUUUCCUUCCUUUCAAGCUUCUGGAGCGCAUCGUGUUAGCGCAAAUUCUUUCUCAUCUUGAACAGUACUGUCUCUUGGAAGAAUUUCAAUCUGCAUAUAGGAAGUGCCGAAGCACAGAGACAGCAGUGGUCAGGGUACUAAACGACUUACUUCACAAUUUCGACAUAGGUAACAUAUCAAUUCUUUCAAUGCUGGACUUGUCCGCAGCCUUUGAUACGCUAGACCACUAAAUUAUGAUGGCCAGAUUCUCUGCCACUUUUGGUUUAGCAGGAAUCGUACUAAAAUGGUUUGGAUCUUACCUGACUGAACGCACCCAAAGUGUCGUUGUUAACGGAACAGAAUCAACAAGCUUCCUCUUGAAGUACGGAGUACCACAGGGAUCAGUUCUAGGCCCAGUACUGUUCACUAUGUAUACAAAUCCAUUCAGCGGUGUCAUACGGCCAACCGGCAUCUUAUACCAUUUCUUUGCCGAUGACUCACAGUUAUACGAUUCCUCUGUACCAUCAGUGGUGUCGCAUCUGGCAGAGAAAAUCAGUAGUAUCAUUGGAAGGGUGAGCAAUUGGAUGGUUGAAAAUAAGCUCAAGAUGAACGAAGACAAGACAGAAAUAAUUAAGAUUGGCACUCGGAACAACGUCUCAAAAGUUGAAAGCACAGAUUUUCUAUUUAUCACGAACUGCCAGGUUCCUUAUGUCCAUGUAAUCUUGGGGUUUUCUUUGACUCAACACUAUCUUUCGACCCACACAUAAGUCAGCUCUGCAAGGGUCUUUAUCUACAGCUGUUAGAUUAGGCCAGAUCCGACAUAUUUAACAACGGAUUCAACAAAAACGCUAGCUGUGGCAUUCAUACUCUCCCGCCUUGACUACUGUAACGCCGUGCUAGCAGGUACACCUGAUGACAAAAUAGCCAAGCUGCAACGUAUACAGAACAACGCCGCACGUAUAGUACUUAGAAAAACAAGACAAGAUUCUGCUAUUACGCUCUUGCCCACGCUCCAUUGGCUUCCCGUGAAAGCAAGAAUCGAUUACAAGGUCGCCACACUUUCAUCAGUGUAUAUAUAACAAUGAGAUGCCCUUGUAACUUAGCGAACUGAUUACUCCAUAUUACAGCGCCUUGAGCCUACAUUUUUGUUUGUUUACAGCGCUUUAUAAAUGAAAUUAUUAUUAUUAUUAUUAUUAUUAUUAUUAUUAUUAUUAUUAUUAAAAUACUGCACUAAUUCCUAUUCUUCGUAAAAAAAAAGAAAAUGCCUUAUUAUUAAAAAUAUGUUAAUGAUCCUAAGAA
Molecule: messenger RNA, 4323 nt
Organism: Biomphalaria glabrata
Lineage: Eukaryota; Metazoa; Mollusca; Gastropoda; Planorbidae
Exons: 11
Coding region: 100-2457 (785 amino acids)
Source: RefSeq, a predicted model, not a curated record